This is a messenger RNA of Hemicordylus capensis (graceful crag lizard), 2879 nucleotides long. Its product is annotated as mannose-binding protein-like. Lineage: Eukaryota; Metazoa; Chordata; Lepidosauria; Squamata; Cordylidae. The record is from RefSeq and is a predicted model, not a curated record. Gene Ontology annotation, biological process: surfactant homeostasis; positive regulation of phagocytosis. The transcript has 5 exons. Gene Ontology annotation, cellular component: multivesicular body; rough endoplasmic reticulum. The coding region runs from base 1040 to 1801 and encodes 253 amino acids.
GAGAUUCUGCCUGUGUUGUGUAAUUCUGGCUUCAUAUCUGCUAAUCUUCUUUGACACUGCUGUUGUUUGCUGCUUUAUUAUUUCCAGGACUUCUCUAAUUUUCCUUGAAUCUAGGUGGUAUAUUUGGAUCAGAUACUGUUUGGUGUUUUCAUUCUUCAGCUUCUUGUCUUUCAUAUCUUUCAAUUUACUAGCAUCUGAUCUAAGCCUGGAGAUUUUAUUUUCUAAUCUAAUCUUCCGUUUUGGUGAUGUACGACUUUCUUUUUUGACAGGUCCACUGAUCUUAUUUCCAAGCUCUUGUGUUGUUAUUGUUGCUGCACUGUACAUUAGUUGGUUUGUUUCUUACAAAUUAUUGGUUGUUAUUUCUGCAAGUGCAGCAUUGACAUCUUUUAAUGCCUGAGCGAGUUGUUUUUUGGCAACUGUUUUUAGCGCUGGAAGUCGAACCCUGGUGGUUGUUUGGUUCAUGUGCUCAGUUAUUUUUUGCUUUAGUUCUUGUUGCUUUUCUGUUAAACGGCAUUUGGGUUUUUGAGGUGAAGGCAAAGGGGAGGUUGCCUGGUUUUGAUUUUGAAACAGUUCAGCAACAGUGGCGUCCUCUGUUUCCAACACCUCCUCCACCUGUGCAACUUCUUCAGUUGGUGGUAAUUCUUCUUCCAUGUCUUGAGCCUGUGUUGCUCUUUGCAGUUCUUCCAGCUCAACUGCUGUGAAUACUUUAUUUCUUAUUAUGAAUCUUCUCUGGUCUGCUAGCCUUUGUUCUGUUAUUUCUGUAUCGGGAUGCUUCUCUUUCCAAAUUUGGUUCAUUCUUUUUAAAUAACCUCUUCUAGUUGGACUAGACUUGUAAUAGCAGAUCAUUAUUUCCUUGUUGGUGUUUUUCAUAUAUUUUUUCUGGUUAAGCGACGUUUCUUCCAGUAACCUUGCAGUCUCCAGCCCUGGUUGCUCAACUGAAGAUCCUGAGUACUGUUGCCCACUUGCCACCAGAUGUCCAGGGACUACAGCACCUGGCGCAGUCCUUGUUGACCCGGGCGACAACCGAUCCGACUCAGCAAUGUAUCUUCUCCAAAUGUUCAAUGCCCUGAUGCUGGGAACAUCACUGGCAUUGGCAUCCGUUGCUGUUCCGAGUGAACAUGGACCAAACACCUGCACAGUGAUGGCAUGUGGCAACCCAGGACUCAAUGGCUUACCAGGCAGAGAUGGAAGAGAUGGCAUCAAAGGAGAGAAGGGAGACUCAGGAGCCAUACUGAGAGGCCAACAGGGUUUCCCUGGGAAGGCUGGGCCUCCAGGUGCCCAUGGAGCUCAAGGAGCUCAAGGCACCCCAGGUCAAAAAGGACAAAAGGGAGAAAGCACAGCUGUUGAUGCUGUUCAAAGACAAGUAACUGCUUUGGAAAGGAACAUCCAGACUCUCCAAGCGGACCUCAGAAAAAUAAAAAACGUUCUGUCACUGCAGGGGGCGUUGAGAGUUGGGGGGAAAACCUUUGUUUCAACUGGCUGGCAAGAAACGUUCUCAGCUGGGAGAGACCUGUGUGCAAAAGAAGGUGCAGCACUUGCCAGCCCAAGGAAUGCAGCUGAGAAUACAGCCUUGCAAGAAAUUGUGAAGAAGAAUUCCAAGUAUGCUUUUCUUGAUAUCAACGAUAUUCAGUCAGAGGGCACCUUUGUCUACUUGAACGGUGCUCGUGUAAGUUACACAAACUGGAAAUCUGGAGAGCCAAAUAACCAUAAUAAUAAUGAAGACUGUGUUGUCGUACAUGAAAAUGCAUUAUGGAAUGACCUAAAUUGUGAACAUAAAUCACUGAUCAUUUGUGAAGUUUAGCCCAUUUGCAAAGUUCCCUAACGUUUGGGGGCUUGUAUGACUAUUCAAAAAGUAGAGGAGAGGGAAUUUGUAUUUUUCAGCAUUUCCUGCCCCUCCAAUUUCCCUAACUCUGCCUUUUUAAAAAGGGAGGGGGAGGAGGGGGAGGAGGAAAAGCCUCAGUGGUGGCUGGUAGGGGUGUGCACAGAACUGGCUGGUUUUUUAUUUUUUAUUUUUAACUUGUGAGCCCCCGGGAGAGCAUGGAUUCAGUCCGAUCCUGGACGGAACAGGAGAUGGUUUGGCUCAACCCUGAAAAGUCAAACUGAACCUAUUCAACGUUGAACAUGUUCAUUGUCGAACCUGUUUGCACAUCCCUAGUGGCUGGUGCAGAAGGUUUUGAGAGCAGCUGUGGGUUUGGGUGAUGUGAGGUGGCUGGAGGUGAUGGCAGAUCUGUGGAGGCAGCCAAUUCACCACCUCUGCCUAUCCACUUCUCUAGGUGACCACCUCGCCUCAUUACUGGGUUGCCCCUUGGUUGCUUUUUACAUUAUGGAAACAUCAAGGGCAUGCUUGUACAUGACAAUGCCUACAAUGCUUUGUCAAUAGUUGGAAAAGCUUGCUCACUGCUUUUUGAGUACAGGUAAAUUGUGUGUACAUGCUGCAACAGAGAGCCUUAUAGGCUCUGGAUAUUUGCAACAUGAAUAUGGUUUUGAAAGGGAUACGCAUGGCUCUUGCAUGUUCUAGAGAACAUCCUGGCUUUCCUCUCUGUGGGUGCAUAUGGACAUUCUCCCUGGCCACAUUCACACUUAAUGUGAAACUGUUGGAGCUAGGACCCUGGCAGCAUCAGAUCUCAGCUGCAAUGUCUCAUAGUGACCACUGGGGGGACAGGGUUAGGGUCAUGGAUAAAAGUGCUGGACUCCUCUCCUCUUUGUUCUUCCAGUGUUAGUCUCUAUUUUGUCUCUCCAGAGAUGGCUGUUUGUUGUGGUCUCUCUCUUCAGCCAUGAGCUACAGCUGAAAUUAAGCUGCAGGCUUAUUCACACUUGUUUGUAACCUUUUCUUUAAAUAAAUCCUUGCAGUUCUUCAGUACUAAAGAACUGUCUCAAGA